Chionomys nivalis (European snow vole) is the source of this 656-nucleotide messenger RNA. RefSeq names its product radial spoke head 14 homolog. The record is from RefSeq and is a predicted model, not a curated record. The transcript is spliced from 4 exons. Lineage: Eukaryota; Metazoa; Chordata; Mammalia; Rodentia; Cricetidae. Gene Ontology annotation, molecular function: protein binding. Bases 1 to 612 code for a protein of 203 amino acids.
AUGACCGGUGCCCGGGGCAUCGUCAGCAGUGGCCUGAUCCCAUCACUAGUACGGAAGCUGCAGGUAGAGGAGGAGCACAUUCAGGAGCUCAUCUUGGACACUCUGACACCAUGCCUGCAGGAGGAUGCCACUGAGGCUCUAAAAAGCCAAGCUGUACCCCGCUUUAAGGAGAAGCUCCUUAGUGGCAACCCCCAAAUCCGCAGCAAGGCUGCUCGGGCACUCAUUGCCAUCAGCAUCCCUUUGGAGGGCAAGAACCAGGUGUGGGAAAACGAAGUCAUUCCUAUCCUGGUGGAUCUGUUGUCGGACCCUGAGGAAGAGGUACAGGCUAAUGCGGCUGGGGCCCUGAUGCAUGCGACAGUGACCACUGAAGGGAAAUACGCGGCCCUGGAUGCAGACGCCACUAGACCACUCCUGGAGCUGCUUUGUUCCACGCCCACGGUCAAGGUGUGUCUGAACGCCACCAAAGCCCUCACCAUGCUGGCCGAGGCCCCCGAGGGCCGCAUGUUACUGCAGUCCCAUGUGCCCACCUUCCGUCUCCUCCGGAUGCAUAGAAAUGAGGCCAUACAACGAGCAGCCCAAAUAGCCAUCAAAGUGAUAGAGUGGAAGCCAUGAUUUCCUUAUGGGCCAAACCUGAUAGGCAUUUCUAGGCCUGAAUA